Messenger RNA from Haliotis rufescens (red abalone), 2618 nucleotides. Its product is annotated as tRNA-uridine aminocarboxypropyltransferase 2-like. The record is from RefSeq and is a predicted model, not a curated record. NCBI's taxonomy places the organism in Eukaryota, Metazoa, Mollusca, Gastropoda, Lepetellida, Haliotidae. The transcript has 6 exons. Bases 20 to 844 code for a protein of 274 amino acids.
UGAGGAGCUUGACAAAACGAUGGGUGCCGAGGAAGAACACACGGACAUGGCAUACGCUUUGAGCGUCAAGGAACCAUCCGAGGAAAGUUUCAUGGAUCAAUUGUUUGACUUUGCCAAUGAAACAAAAAACGACGGAGCAAUCAACUCGCGGAGAAGUUUAUGUCCACGUUGCAGGCGUCCCCUGAGAGUUUGUUGGUGUCCCUACCUGCCACACGAACGACUGGAGAUAAAGACAAGCGUUUAUAUUCUCCAACAUCCAUUUGAGGAGUCCAGAUGUCUAAAAACGGCCCCCAUGCUCUGUAAUGGCUUGAAGGAAGGUACUUGUCAUGUUUACAAGGGAAAGAGAUUUCCUAAACAUAAGUUCCCUGAGUUGAUGAGAGUCCUGCAGGCUCCCAACACGCUGGUACUUUAUCCCGGCCCUGAUGCUAUUGACAUCUCCGAUGUUCCCACUGACGUCGCCUACAACCUGGUUCUGCUGGAUGGAACGUGGGCCCAGGCAAAGGGUCUUUACUGCCAGAACCACGUCAUUCAGCUGCCAAAGAAGGUACAAAUCAACCACCAGGAGAAGAGUAAGUACGUGAUCCGAACUCAGCCGACCGAUGGCGCCCUGUCCACGCUGGAGUCUGGAGCUGUCGCCAUCUCAGUCCUGGAAAACAGACCCGAAAUAGUAGAGCCGCUGACACGCCCCCUUGUGGCGCUGUGUGACUUCCAGAUCCAGCAUGGUGCCGUGCAGCACCAGAGCAGGGAGUUCAAGAUCGAGAAUGGUCUGUGGAGUAAGGAACUGCCAAAAUCGGUAAAGAAACGGUUAGAAAAAAGAAAACAAGAGAAGGAGACCUACUCAUAACACAGAGAGUCCGAUCAGUGGGACGGAAGAAACCAAAUAUGGACUACGUAGACACAGGCAGUCCGAGGUGCUGCAUGUGAAGAUGGAAGAUGGAAAGUUGUGUGGAAUCCUUGGUUUCAAUUUUGGACAUUUUCAGUUCAAAGGUCAUCACAAACAAUAUGUGUAUGGACCAUCCUAUCCGUGAAGAUCUGGGUUGGAAUAGGUCUUCAGCAACCCAUGCUUGUCGUAAGAGGCGACUAACGGGAUCGGGUGGUCAGGCUCUCUGACUUGGUGGAUGCAUGUCAUCGUAUCCAAAUUGCGUGAAUCGAUGUGCAUGAUGUCAGUCACUGGAUUGUCUGGUCCAGACUCGAUUAUUUACAGACCACCGUCAUAUAGAUGGAAUAUUGCUGAGUGCGGUGUUAAACAACAAAUAAAUGUUGGUAAGGAGUUUGUGUUGAGAUGAAUGUACCUGGCAGAGAACCAAUGAGGAAGAGUGAAACAACUGCCACGGGACUAACAUAGGACUUUUCAAGCUGUAUGCGGCCUGGACAAGAUUCACAACACUUGGCUUGGUUCUACAAGGUGUUUUGAUAUUUAGGAGUGGGUUGGAGAAUAAGGCAAAGUGUGGAUUUUGAAUUAUUCUGUGGCCAAAUUUACAGGUGCUUUUACAAUCCUUUAUAUGAGCUUCAAACAAGAACGGUGUUGUGAUGAAAAUCUAAGCUGUGACUUACUUUAUCAUGUGUCGAUGAAAACAAUAUUGAACAAAGUAAUGACCUGGUAACAAAUUGCAGGAACAGUUAUUGUACAGUACUGUUUUUAUAAGUUUAUUUUUCAAUUUCUACUGAUAAAUGUUUCCUGUAAAUCCUAUAUGAAAAAAACAACUAAUAGUAUUAUCCAGAUUCUAGAUUUGUCAAAUAUAUUGUCUGACAUCCUGGAUAGUAAAUACUAUCAUUAUUGGUUUCAGGCAAUGUGUGGGACUGGUUUCAUCUGAACAGUAGUCAUUGUGCUUGUGCAGGGUUGUGAGUGUAUGUGCAGGGUUGUGAGUGUAUGUGCAGGGUCGUGAGUGUAUGUGCAGGGUUGUGAGUGUAUGUGCAGGGUUGUGAGAGAAUGUGCAGGGUUGUGAGUGUAUGUGCAGGGUUGUGAGUGUAUGUGCAGGGUCGUGGGUGUAUGUGCAGGGUCGUGGGUGUAUGUGCAGAUGUGAGAGAAUGUGCAGGGUUGUGAGUGUAUGUGCAGGGUCGUGAGUGUAUGUGCAGGGUCGUGGGUGUAUGUGCAAGGUUGUGAGUAUGUGCAGGGUUGUGGGUGUAUGUGCAGGGUUGUGAGUGUAUGUGCAGGGUCGUGGGUGUAUGUGCAAGGUUGUGAGUGUAUGUGCAGGGUUGUGAGUGUAUGUGCAGGGUUGUGGAUUUAUGUGCAGGGUUGUGAGAGAAUGUGCAGGGUUGUGAGUGUAUGUGCAAGGUUGUGAGUGUAUGUGCAGGGUUGUGAGUGUAUGUGCAGGGUUGUGAGUGUAUGUGCAGGGUCGUGGGUGUAUGUGCAAGGUUGUGAGUGUAUGUGCAGGGUUGUGGAUUUAUGUGCAGGGUUGUGAGAGAAUGUGCAGGGUUGUGAGUAUGUGCAGGGUUGUGGGUGUAUGUGCAGGGUUGUGAGUGUAUGUGCAGGGUUGUGAGUGUAUGUGCAAGGUUGUGAGUGUAUGUGCAGGGUUGUGAGUGUAUGUGCAGGGUUGUGAAUUUAUGUGCAAACUUGUGAGUGUAUGUGGGGAAUCAGUUCUUAGUUGACGAGGUAAAGAUGUCACAAAACAACAAAA